Molecule: messenger RNA, 8015 nt
Organism: Triplophysa rosa
Lineage: Eukaryota; Metazoa; Chordata; Actinopteri; Cypriniformes; Nemacheilidae
Gene: znf281a
Product: zinc finger protein 281a
Exons: 7
Coding region: 2943-5462 (839 amino acids)
Biological process (GO): regulation of transcription by RNA polymerase II
Cellular component (GO): nucleus
Molecular function (GO): DNA-binding transcription factor activity, RNA polymerase II-specific; RNA polymerase II cis-regulatory region sequence-specific DNA binding
Source: RefSeq, a predicted model, not a curated record
CUCAGGCAAGAUGGAGGAACGCAGCAGCUGCGGGAGAACAAUGUUUGGACUCUGAAGAUUAAAACAAACGUCGGAGGGGGCAAAAUACACAGAGAAAGCGCCAACGGUGGACAUGCACUGGUAAGCGAAAUGCGGAAAUGGGCUUUGCGUGAAGUUUGAAGCGCCGGAGAGGCGCGUGCGAGCGGAGCAGACAACAAAGCGCAGCGACGUAAUGUAGCAUGUAGCCGCUUAGCUUGACGCGAAGCAUCAAUUGUUCGCUUGAGUUGCAUGGCUGUUUAUUAUGGGUAAGCGUUGUGUCUUGCACAGCCACACCAUUGUACCUAUUCUAUCUCUCUAUAUUUCAUUGUUUCGAGCUCACAGGGGGGAAAUAAUCGCAGCUCUACCUUUGCAUAAUGUUGCUUUUUCUUAAAACUUGGACUAUUUUCUUGUGAAUAUGAUUAAAUGAGUGCAUAACGUGUGCCCUAUGCCUCGCCAACGUAAUUUAUUUAUUAUGCGUCGCUUAGCCUGCUAGCUAGCGCGUUAGCGAUGAGGGCCUUUGUGAGUCGGCAUGAAGUUAUUAAUAUGGAUCCCACCAUAACGGUCCUGCGAUACACACAAAAACUUAAAACUCUGCCAAUCAUUUCCACAGUAUAGAUCCCCGGGGCACGUACAGCGGAGCCGCGUGUUUGCCGAUAUGGUAACUGUGCCUCUUGGUUGAGACUAGUGUUGAUUUGAGUGUAUAAAAUGAAUGAUUUGUGUCUAACGCUAGCUGAUUGAUGUGCUAGCUCAGUUGGCUAACGUACGCACGCGAGCUAUUUACAUACCAUCUGCGUCGCGUGCAGUCUGCGCGCACUCAGAACACAAAGAACCGAGAGCUGUUACACGAGAUAAAAGACUUGACGCUGGGACACCGUGUUCCCCAUCAUUCACGUUUCUGAGCUUUGCAUCAAAUGUGUUUCUUUUACUUACGAGAAAGUUAGACUAUUUGGGAGUUAGACAUGGUUUAAACCUCUUCUAUUAAAUUUGGAUAUGGUUUAUACCACAUGCAUGUUCGUGCUCGUGGAUCAUAUUGAUGCUGGUUGUUUUGCCUCGAAUCCGAAGCGCUUCUUCAGACGUGACAUGGAUGGAGGGGUUCUGACUAACGCACCACAUCUGGUUCAGAUCCAGUCAACCGGCCUUUUAAGGGAAAUGAAAGGUAUGAAUCAUCGUAUGGCGCAUGAACCCAAAGAAGAGAAAUUGGCUUCCAGGAAACAUUAUGUACUCGCUAUACACGCGCACACCGUAGACUGAGGCUCGUAUGCAGUGGUCGUUUGCGUCAUUUUAACAGUAAAUCUUAACUGUCCCAUUAAAAAGAUUGUGGCCAUAGUUUCAGAUAUGGUAGUUAAUACAUAACCAUGCUAUUGUGGAAUGUAUUUGAUUUAUCUUUCAUUGUUCUUUUUAAUGACAUCUAUAGUCAUUUUCACAGUUCCUUGUACCAUAUAAAAGUACCAUGUUUUGUCUUAAAAUCUGGUUGUGUACAAAAAAAACAUUGUGGUGUACAAUAGGGCAUUGGCGAUUAUGUUCACCAGCUGUAGUAAACAAACAAAGCGCAGCGAUGUUCUCGGUGACGUCGGCAGUGAAGCAAAGCCAGACGCCUAGCAUUCAACUCAUAACAAUAAUGCUUUGACAUUAAAUAACCGACACCACAGACUGAGCUAGGCCUCAUGUUUAAUGUUUCACAUACACACACGUUAGAAUUUAAACUGCACAGGGCAUAAGAGGAAUGUCACCAAGUACUCUAGCAUUCCUAAUACUAGUGUAGUUCACGAGGCUCAGCAUCUGUGUUUGUAUUUAUAACAUGUACUUAAUCCUUAAUGUUCAAAAUAGAGCGUGUGACCAAACACAGACCGUUUGUUUUGCAUACAUGAUAUCCUGACCUGAAGUGACGUGUGUGAAUGUCUUGUUUCUUCAGCCUUUAAAUAGACAUGUAUUAAUAUUAUAUUCUUAUUGUAUCUGGGCCUGCCUCCUGAUUUAGGAUUGUUUGUAUUUUAACAUGGCAAACAAUACCAAUUUUUGUAGAUUAGAAAAUUUGCUCUUGUUUUGCUUAUUCAUGUCUUUAGUAGAAUAACACUCCUAUUAAAGCAAAAUAUGCAACUACCAAAUUGUUCUUGAAAACUAAUGCAGUGAUGUCAUUAUCAUGAUCUUAUGCGAUCAUUAAGAUCUAAUGAAUAGGAUGCGAGCACAAUUAAAUGUUUGAACUGAUGGUCGAUACUAAUCAUGUUAUUCUGGUUCGAAUGAAAUGGUGUGGUUUCAAUCCGCUAUUGCGUAGGGCUGUGCAAAAAUGUCGAUACGUGUAACUAUCACAAUGUAUAUUUUUUCAAUAGUGUAUCGAUAGUGAUACCUCUACUAUCGAUAUAUUUUUUUUAAUUAUGUCAUAUACAUACGGCCAAAAGUAAGUGGAAGCGAGCAUGGCGAAAAAUAUAAGAACGCUUGGAGCUCUCAGAGCUGAUGUGUGGGAGUGCUUUGGUUUUAAAAAUAAGUAAUGGAGUAAUGAGUUAUAAAAUAAUGCUGUUUGUAGGCUUCGCAAGUCGUGACACAAGUCACUUGGCUACUGCCGUGCAUUAGACAAAAAGUUUAUUAAGAAAAGUAACAAUGACAUUUAUUGUGCUUUCACGGAUGUGACACCAGCGCAUUUACAGCACGGAUAAACCAGCGGUUUAAACUGCCCAUGUUCAGUGUUUUAACUGUAAUGCACCACAACAGCCAAGUGACUUGCGUGAGCCACCUUAUUCCCCUGUGCUACCCACUUGAGGGGCGCAAUCCACAGUUUUAGAAGCCAAACCUCUGAUCUAAAGGUCCAUGCAUCGCACAUCAUGGCCACUCUGCAGAGGAUGAGCGAGGUGCCUUCACAUUUAAGUGGUCCCCAUCGCCCCCGAUCCAGCAUUAGCAUCGGUGUGAUAAAUCUCUAAGCAUUGCCCUUCACCAUGAGCCUGAUCCAGGAUAAACUUGGCAAUGAGUUCCUGCGCUCCAACGGUGGCAUGGAGCCAGGCUUUGGUCCGAGCAUGCUCAUGUUCAGCCACCUGCCCCCUGUCACUAGCUUCACCCGUCUGGCCAGUCAAACGGUUAUGGCUGACCUGCAGCCCCACGAGAUGAUCCUCAAGAAGGAGAGGGACUCGCCGGAUUGUGGAGGAGGGCUCAGUGGAGGCAUGUGUGGCGGAGGUGGCAUAGCAGGCAUGCUAGGAGGUGUGGGAGAUUAUGUUCAUGCCAUGGGCAUUAAACAAGAAAAGGUUUCUGAACACGAUUAUAGACUGCCCCUCUAUUCGGAGGGCGGAGUCGGGACUGGACUACGGAGUGGAGGAGAAUUGCUGGAGGUGUCGCUGGGCGACCAUCAGAACCUGGUGGUGCAUGACCUCAGUCUGGGAAACCUGUCAGGGCGGUUGGUAAAAGAACCCUCAGGGAGGAAAGGUCGAAGGUCAAAUUGUGAGGGACAGGAGGGCAAGACGCGGAGGAAACGAGGAGAGUCGAAGUCUCUGAUGCUGGAUCCAGAUGGAGGCAGCUUGUCUCCAAACUCCAAACCACACAUCUGUGAGCACUGCAGCGCAGCGUUCCGCAGUUCCUAUCAUUUACGCAGACAUGUGCUUAUACACACAGGUGAGAGGCCUUUCCGCUGCAAUCAAUGUAACAUGAGCUUCAUUCAGAAAUACCUCCUACAAAGACACGAAAAGAUCCACAGUGGAGAGAAGCCAUUCAGCUGUGAUCAGUGCAACAUGCGUUUCAUUCAGAAGUAUCACAUGGAAAGACACAAGAGAACUCAUAGUGGAGAAAAGCCAUACAAGUGUGAUACCUGCCAACAGUAUUUUUCUAGGACGGACCGGUUGCUGAAGCACAAACGGACGUGUGGAGAUGGCACAAAAAAGGGUGCGGAUGGGUCAGAGCACGAGUUGGGUGUCGCAGGUGAUGGGGAACAUGGCAGCUAUGGAAUCACUCAGGGAAAUGUGGCCACGCCUGGACGCAAACGAGGCAAGUCAAAAAAUGCUGGCGAGGGGGGUGAACGCAAGCGCAAGAAACCCACUGGGGCUAUGGGGGCGACACAUAUUCAGGGGGCAGAGGCUUAUGGCCUUCAUGACUUCAACUCGGUCGCGAACAAUGGGGUUUCAACAACGUCUUCUGCCCAGUCGGACCCCAGCAUGGAUGGGGAACCUGGACGGGCUCCCAAGAUGGCCUUUAAAAAGGUUAACAGGAAGUCCAUGGAGAAGACUGCUCACUCCAUAGAUCAAUCCAAGCCAGGAGGCAUGGAGUUGCCUGGGGGAGGCUUGAAUACCCUUGGGCUCCUACCAGGUCCUGGGGCCAAAGUUGGUCCCAACAGCAGCAAUUACGAUGAUGCCAUGCAGUUUCUGAAGAAGCGACGAUACCUCCAUGUAACAAAUAAUGGGGCUGUAGGUGCUUCAGACUACGACGUAGGCGUCAGUCAUCUGCAGUCGCAACCGACGGUUAUUCAGGGUGUUGUUUCUGGGGUUCUUGAUACAGAUGCCUCACUUGGCCUGUUGGACUCCUCCCCUCUAGGAGAUAUCAAGCAGGAUAAGUCUGUAAUCCCAGAUGAGGUUCUGCAGAGCUUGUUGGACCACUACGCUCACAAGCCUGAUGUGACCUUCGACAUCACGGAUCCCCAUCACGUGGAGCUCCAGACAGCUGCCACGGACCCACUGGGACAUGAUGACUCCCCCUCAAGUCCCAACAGUGGAGACAAAGCUGUGAUCAUGCACGAGUACUCACGUUUUCUCUUACAGGCACUAGAGCGGACCAGUCACAGUUCAGGCUUCCCGUUGGGCCCAAGUCCUGGUUCUGCCGCUACUACCACAGGACCGUUUUCAGGGCCAAGCCCACUUCUCUCAGACAAGCAUGUGUAUACAUCCUCACCUUUAGAGUACUCAUUCUCACAUCCUGUUUCUUCCUCACCUUCCCUCUCCUCUGUGCCGAAGUCCCACUUUGGUCUACUAGAGGGCUCGUCACCUCCGCAGGGCUUCCACAUGAGCAGCCUGGAGCAGUCUGCGCACGCACAACAGCAACUCACACCUUCCCAGGAGCUUACUGAACAGUUGGACAAACAGCACACGUCCCCUCCGCCACCUCCGCACACCCCCAAUGCCAAUACUUACCAAAUCACGCCUCAGCCUCCAGACCUGGGCAGUCAGAAGGAAACUCAAGGGCCGAAAAAUGGAGCGACGGCCACCACUGGAGGAUUCUCCCUGGGCACAUCUCAGGAUCUGACAACCCUGGACCCAGCCAAGGCCCAUUUUCAGAUCGAAAACUUUGCUCAGGCUUUUGGAGCGCAGUUUAAAGGGGGGCGCGUGCCCCUUGCCUUCAGCAAUGACUCGAGGGGCGAGGUGAAUCACAGCAUACAGACACAGGUUUCUGAAUUCUCAGGGUAUAGCAGUCUCUUGGCUGAUGCCAGCGAUGCCGUCAGCACCGGCUCCAAAACCCCAACAAGCCAAAGCUACAGGUGAAUGGGCUCACGUGCCUAGAUGCUCAGAUGGAGGUUCCCUAUUUUAUUUUCUCAUCAUGCGGUCUUUAUUUUGUAUUAUUGUUAUUAUUAUUGUUAUUAAGUUCUGCUAUUUUAAUGAAAUUGAAAUGUUUUUGAGUUAUGUUUUCUCACUGCCGUUAUGUUCAUAAAAUCCCCACUCCUUUGGCCUGCAAUCCAUUUUCCAAUGUUUUCCAAUGCAUCAGUUUUAUUUUUUUGUAAGUAGACGUUUAGGUCUGUUUUGGUAAUCAGUAGGGAGGAAACGCUUUUAAAGCUUAAGUACAGUAUCAAAGGUCUCGUUCUGUUUACUUUUUCUGAUAGACAUUCACGUUUUAGACACUGACUUCACAAACAUGUAAGGAUGACUUUAAAAUAGCAAUGGCAGGGAGUAUCCCAGAACUGAAAUUGUCUGUUACAAUGAUUAAAGUAUUACUCAGGAAAAUGUGUAAACAGCAAAUCUAUCGGAAGGGUAGCAAGCAUUCAUUGAAGAGGCAGACAUUUGCUAAAACAAAAAAAACUUUUGUUUUUCGGGAGAUUUUUUUAAAUUCUUCUGAACAAGUGCAACAAAUAGAAGAAAAACUGCUGCCUGCUAAAUUACACUGACACCACUUUUCACUUGGCUAUAUAGAGAUUAUGGUACUUUUAUGUCAAUGUGAAUUGCUCACAUUCUAUUUCCGUAAGGGCCAUAUAUAUAAAUAUAUAUUUAUAAGAAUAUCUGUAUGUACAAUUACAUGUAAUCUUUCUUAAGACUGGCAGGUGACUUGGAGGAGAUGAGGGAUCGAGAUGUCCGAUUUAUUCUUUGGGUUGUAAGGCCAAAAGCUACACACUAGAGGGCGCUGCAUGCAAGUGUGAUUAAAUCAGAUUAUGGGAUUAUUAUGUGACUGUCUAGAUUUCUCAUCCCUCUCUCCCUCCAUCCACUUCUUCUCUCCCUUCAAAAUGAAUCCCAUCUAGCACUUUUUUGGAACUGUUUAUUUUUAAAAUACUACCCGGCUGAUUGCACAGAAUGUAAACUGUGUUACUGAUAUGCUGUUUUAAAAGGGGCAACAUUUGGUCAAUUGGGAGUGGGCAGAAAAGGGGCGGCGUUCAUUUUAGUAAUUGUAGAUUGUUAAAAAAGGCAUUGAUAAUGUCUUUACUAUGGAAUGUGCUGGAAUUGUGGGUGGGAUUUCGGUGCGGGUGGGAGUGUGUGGUAUCUUUUUAUAUUUUAAUUCCCAUUUUUUCACCGAUGUGUGUUAGGCAGGUUGUAGAAGGGGAUGGGACUGGGAUGGACCGGAGUGCUUUCUUUUAUCUGUUUUUUUUUUUUCAUUUUGUGAGUAUUGGAUUGGGAAAAAUGUGAUGUGUUAAAAUGUUUUUUAUACCCUUUACCAGAGAUGACUUGUCCCGCUCUUAAUUUAUAUAGUACAGGUCCUAAAUUUAAUGCCUGUACACAAGAAAUUCAGCCAAUUUAUUGCAGUGUGCAUGCAGGGCAAAGUGUUACCUAAACUACAUUUUUAUAAGACAUUUUAUUUUGUACUGUACAAGUAUUAUUGUAAUAUCUUUUUCAAUAAUGAUCAACAACCGCAUUGUCUUCCAUCAGCGCUGUUGGCCGCUGUCACACCGAUUGUUGAAUUACUGUCAUGUUCUGUUGCAUUUGUAGUCCUCUGCACCCCUCCUUAAGAACAUGAUUCUUUGAAGGACAGAACAACAUGCAAGAUUUUUCGACCACAUUGCAUCUAGUAGGGAACAAAAACUGACCACUAGGACUGAGCAUAACAUUAAGAAGGUUGGGGUACACAUUCACAAUAAUGGUGGAGGUAUAACAAUCUUUGGUUAGUCUGAUGACUUGGUGAUAUGAAAUCAUUACAACUGACGUCUUUAUACCUCAUAUCAAUGACGAAAGGGAAGCAGGGAUAUCAAUGUGUGAACUUUAUGUAGAUUGACUGAUGUGCCCCCAGAUCUGUUGUGAUUAGAGUUGUUCAGUCUCCAUACGCUCAAAGUUUAUUUGUCAUGUACAUGUGCGCUGGCUGUGAAUUCACUUUUGUCCUAAAAUAACGCCCAUCCACAGGAUGUUCAAUUGUAAUGUUCAAUACAUGAGAUUUUGUCAUUUUUGUUUUAGGACGUGAUCUACUGGAAAAUGAUUACUGGUGAAGGUUUAAUGAAGUGCAGAUCUCUGAUGCACUGUUUGAAUGAUAUCCUGUUUGGCUUGAAUAACCCUAGCCAUCAAUUUGACAGUGAUUGCCACAAUAAGGUCCUCUCCCUCUCUAUACUACUUUUUGCGUUUUGCUGUAUAUUCCUGAAAGUAUUUAUUUUGUUUACAUACAGUUAAUAACACUAAAAGUUUCCCCUUGGUUUUUUGCAUGUACAUUUUUAUACUGUUAUACUUUGCCCCAUUUUUUGUCACCAUGCCAAAUUUGUAGCGAAUGGUCUUUUUGUUCUCUCUGUCUUAUUUUAUUGCAGAUUCUUGUGAUCUGAUUCACAGGGCUAUACUUGUCCAUUUCGACUUUAUUAUUGAUUAGGAAAAACAAUAAAAAUGCUGAUAUCAGUAUGCUUUGAUCUGUGGGUU